This is a messenger RNA of Endocarpon pusillum Z07020, 981 nucleotides long. RefSeq lists its product as uncharacterized. The record is from RefSeq and is a predicted model, not a curated record. The coding region runs from base 1 to 981 and encodes 326 amino acids. NCBI's taxonomy places the organism in Eukaryota, Fungi, Ascomycota, Eurotiomycetes, Verrucariales, Verrucariaceae. The transcript is spliced from 2 exons. Gene Ontology annotation, molecular function: oxidoreductase activity, acting on the CH-OH group of donors, NAD or NADP as acceptor; NAD binding.
AUGGACACCCUCUCCUCUCCCUCAGAUUCACCCAUCCACAUAGUCUGCCUCGAGACGAUGCACUGUCCCCUCCCCCCACUCACCCUCCCAACCCCUUACAAAAUCUCCGAAUACCGCGACACGCCCCUCUCCCUCAUCGCCCCGCGCCUCUCCACCGCCACAAUAGCAAUCACCACCGUAAUCCCCAUUACCCCGGCGAUAAUCUCCCAAUGCCCCUCCCUUCGCGUGAUCGCCAUCUGGGCCACCGGCACUGAAUGGCUCGACACGGCGUACUGUGCCUCCAGGGGUAUAUGGGUGAUCAAUUGUCCCGGGACGAAUAUUGAGGCGGUCAGUGAACAUGCGUUGGCGUUUUAUUUUGCGGCGAGGAGGAAGAUAGUGGAGUUGGAUACGGCUUUGAAGGUGAGGGAAGGGGGUGAGAGGAGGGGUGGGGAGUGGAUGGAAAAGGGAACGUUGACUACGCGGUGGGAUGAUGUAGGCGGUGCGCCGUUGAGCUGUGGGCAGGAGGUUGUGGGGAUUGUGGGGUACGGGAGGUUAGGGAGGAGGAUUGAGGCGUUGUGUCGGGGCGUGGGAAUGGGGAGAGUGGUUGUUGCGGGGCGGAAGGGGGUGACGGGGCUGGUUGAUGGGGAGGAAGAUGCUUCUACGAUUGACUUGAUUGGGGAGGAGGAGCUGAGGAGUAUGCGGAAAGAGGCUGUCAUUAUCAACGUGGCGAGGGGUGGGAUUGUGAACGAGGCGGCGCUGGCAAAGGCAUUGACAGGAAAAUGGAUUGCCGCCGCGGCUACGGAUGUGCUGGAAAAAGAGCCCGGUGGACGGGGGACGACGCCAUUGCUACCGUUGGACAGUGAAGUACCCAACCUGACCAUCACUCCUCACGUUGCCUGGUUUGCUGCACAGACCAUGAAGAAUCUUAAGGCGUUCCUGAAAGAAGGUAUUGAAGCAUGGGUAGCAGGCAAGCCGGUCAAUGUCGUGGUCCAGGGACGGUGA